Rhodotorula graminis WP1 is the source of this 3677-nucleotide messenger RNA. RefSeq lists its product as uncharacterized. Gene Ontology annotation, biological process: phosphatidylcholine biosynthetic process. Bases 1 to 3462 code for a protein of 1153 amino acids. The record is from RefSeq and is a predicted model, not a curated record. The transcript has 14 exons. NCBI's taxonomy places the organism in Eukaryota, Fungi, Basidiomycota, Microbotryomycetes, Sporidiobolales, Sporidiobolaceae. Gene Ontology annotation, molecular function: phosphatidylethanolamine N-methyltransferase activity.
AUGGACAGCCCCGACCCGCCUGCGCACCUCGCGCACGCCGAGUCGGCCUCGCACGAGCUCCGCCGUCGCCAUCUCUCCACGUCGCACAGCACCGCUCCCGCCUCUCCGGCUGCACCGGCAAGCGACUCGCAUGCUCCAGUCACCAACAACGCAGAUGACGGCCCAUACGGCAAGACCCCCGACGGCACCGUCUUCAAGAUCCCGCAGACGCACAACAUGCUCUCGAGCCUGUUCGACCCGCGCUUCCCCAAGUCGAACAUCGACCUCUUGACCCUGUUCCUCCUCGGCUCGCAACUCGUCCUCUUCUUCAUCCUGUCGCGCCCGGCGUCGCGCAUCUUCUUCGGCCUGUACUUUGCCCUGUGGCGCUCCGCGUACGACGCCGGACUCGGCUACGUCCUGCGCCGCCAGAGCGAGCACCGCUGGAUCGUCAAGACGGUCAAGCGCGAGGGCUGGUUCGACCUCGACAAGAAGCCCAAGGUCGCCAAGUGGGUCCGCAGCGAGCUCCGCAAGAAGAUGGGCUCCGACUACGAUCCAGAGAAUGUCCCGCUCGAGUUCAACGUGUGGAUCCUGUUCCGCCACAGCGUCGACGUCAUCCUCCUCAACGACUUCCUGUCCUACGUCCUCUUCUCCCUCUCGUUCCUCACCCUCUCGGGCCCGCCGGGCCACUCGGUCUUCUUCCACGUCCUGCGCUGGGUCGGCGGCAUCGUGCUCCUCCUGUUCAACCUGUGGGUCAAGACCGACGCGCACCGGAUCGUCAAGGACUUUGCGUGGUACUGGGGCGACGCCUUCUUCCUGUCGCUGCAGAACCUCGUCUUUGACGGCGUGUUCGAGUUCGCGCCGCACCCGAUGUACUCGGUCGGCUACGCCGGCUACUACGGCCUGUCGCUCAUCGUCGCGUCGCCGACGGUCCUCUUCGUGUCGCUCGCGGCCCACGCCGCCCAGUUCGGCUUCCUCGUAUACUUCGAGACGCCCCACAUCGAGCGCACGUACGGGCAGCGAAAGCCGCUCGCGGCGCGCACGCCGCUCCAGUACCCGGCCGCCGUCGCAGCCGACGAGGACGUCGACGAGGCGCCGGCGGCGGCUCGCGCGAGGGCCCUCUCAACGGCGUCGGACGCGAGCGUGCUCUCGACGCCGAGCAUGACCGACGGCGCGUCGACUACGACGACCGACGCCCAGGACCAGGACGACACCGAGGACGAGGCGCCGACGCCGUCGGCGGCCCGCACGACCCUCGGUGUCGACUCGCAGCAGCAGAAGAAGGCGCGCUCGCUCUCGACGACGAGCUCCGUCUUCUCGUCGAUGACGCAGACGCAGGGCGCCAAGGUCCAGCAGCACGACAACGUGCCCGUCGCGACGAGGCACGACCUCGACAACAAGUACUUCCACAAGGACCUGCUCGUCUUCAAGAACUUUGACCUCUUCCGCGCUCGCGACUUUACCACCCUCCUCGUCCUCGUCUACGCCCUCGUCCCCUCGUUCCUCCCCUCGCUCUCGCGCACGUCGCAGAUCGCGCUCCUGUUCGUGCACGCGCUCGUGUGGCGCGCCUUUCACACCGUCGCGCUCGGCGUCGCGCUCAAGAAGCAGAGCGAGCGCAAGUGGCUUGUGCGCCACUUCCUCAAGCACUACCACCACGAGCGCGAGGGCGACGCCGUCAGCGAGACGUUCGACAACUGGAAGGGCAUCUACAACUUGUCGCUGUGCAUGACCUACGUCUCGUUCAUCGCUCUCGCCUGGAAGUGCUACAGCAUCCCCGCCAACUGGGGUGUCGGCGCCGUUGUCGUGCGCCACACGCUUGGCCUUCUCCUCAUCGCGCUUCAUGUCUGGACCUCGAUGUCGACGUACGAGGCCCUCGGUCCGUUCGGCUACUUCUACGGCGACUUCUUCAUCAGCGAGUACCCGCACGAGCUCUACUACACGGGCAUCUUCCGCUUCCUCAACAACCCCGAGCGGUCCAUGGGCGGCGCGGCCUUCUUCGGCCUCGUGCUCCUCGCCGGCUCGAAGCUCGUCCUCGCCCAGGCCGUCAUCGCCAUCGUCGCUCACUGGUGGUUCCUCAGCUCGGUCGAGAACCCGCACAUGCAGCGCCUGUACGGCAACACGCUCCGCAAGGAUGCCGGCGUCACCAAGACGCUGCGCAACGCCGUUCGCCGCGUCUCGGAGCACCGCAAGGGCGACGACGCGCACAAGACGCGCCAGGACCUGCUCGACCGCAUCUCGAAGAACGUGCGCGAGGUCCAGGGCACGGUCGAGAAGGUGUUUGAGGAGACGGCCGACGCCGUCGAGGAGUUCCUCAGCAAGUCCGCACCCGCCGUCAAGGGCUACGUCCAGGACACCAAGAUCCUCCUGCAGCAGUCGGGCGAGCGCUUCGUCAUCUCGCGCGUCGCCGCCCCGGCCGACCUCGCCUCGUACGACGCGACCCAGUACUCGCUCGCGCUCCGUCCCUCGGCCUUCCCGCCCCUCGUCCCGCACGCCUCGACCUCGAAUGCGCCCGCCCUGCGCUACCACCUCGGCGAGCCCGUUCACGUCCAGUGGACGGCGCCGGCCAACCACUCGCGCAAGGACUGGCUCGGCGUGUACCGGUGCGAGGCCAACAAGAGCGAGCUCGUCACCAAGGUCAGCAGCCAGGGCAAGUGGCUCGGCGUGCACGACAACGAGUGGUCGGGCGACCGCUACGAGGGCUCGGACCGCCGCGACGACGGCGUCGGCGCCCCGAAGAAGGAGGACCAGCCCACCGGGUCCGUCGUCUUCAGCGGCAAGAAGCUCCCGUGGAGGACCGGCCAGUACGAGUUCCGGUACCACCACGACGGCAAGCACAGCGUCAUGUCCAUCUCGUCGCCGUUCGAGAUCUUUGUCGACACGCCGUCGCCCUCGACCCAGGACGACCCGGUCGCCGUUCACGAGGCCCUGACGCACAUCGUCAGCAAGACGCUCGCGCUCGACCCCGAGGCGGUCCCGGCGUCGGCUCUGCCGCUCGUCGAGGCGGCUCGCGCCCAUGCUCAAGCCGGCGCGCUCGGCCCGUCGCUCGCGAGCGCAACGUCGAGCUCGUCGCACGGUGUCGGAGUCGGCGCCGUGUCGGGCAAGGGGAAGGGCAAGGCGGCGGCGUCGUCGUCGUCGUCGGACCAGGCGGCGCUCGAUCCCGACUCGGGCCCGGCGAGCCCGACGCUCUCGACGUCGGCGGCAUCGUCGGCGUCGGCCCUCGCGAGUGGCGCCGUGUCGCCGGCCCUGUCGAGCCGCGCCGUGCCGCUGUCGGACCCGGACGACUUUGUCCUGUACUCGCUCGACGAGGCGGCGCACAUCGCGUACGCGAUCCACGUCGCGUUCGGGGUCGAGCUCGACAAGGAGGUCGUGCUCGCGGCGGCCAACGUCAAGAAGCUCGCGACGAGGGUCGCCGAGGCGAGAAAAGUGCUCGGGCUCAAGCCGGGCGAGGCGGGCACGGGCAUGAAGGCGGACCUGCGCGUCGGCUAGACGGAGCGGCGUUGGAGCUAGACGCACCUCGGGUCGAGGAGUAGACGAUUGGUGCGGCGGGCGGUGGGGCUGGCUCGGCGUCGAGGGAGGAGGGUACCCGGCCUCGCUUCAACAUGCGAGGGCGGUCGGGUCGAGCGCGUGCUCUCAAAAAGGUCUCUUUUCUCGUUCUCGUUUGCGAGAUCUGUGCUGCAACGUAGCCCAGGUGCCUCGCGCUC